AUGGGUGAAGCUCAAACUCCAGUCGUGACAGCCGACGCUGACGAGCACCUUAACAAGGACAACGACAAUUUUACACACGGAGACGGCUCCAAAACGCAAGAUGGCAACGAGCCAAUCGACAAAGAGGCCCAGGCCGGUGUCCAGAAGGUCGAGGCCCUCGCCUCUGUUUGGUCUAGGAAGACCCUCCUCCUGACCUACGGACUGAUAUGGUUCGUCUACUUCAUCAUGCUGUUGCAACAGGUGUCCUCGUCUGCGCUCAUCCCCUACGUGACCUCGACAUUCGCUCUUCACUCUCUCACGGCUACCGUGGGCACACUCGCAGCAGUCAUCGGAGGCGUCUGUAACCUUACUGUCGCCAAGAUUCUCGAUGUGUUCGGACGACCCCAGGGUUACCUCAUCGCCCUCAUCAUUGCGACCCUCGGUCUCAUCAUGAUGGCGGCAACUCAAAGUGUGGAGCUAUAUGCUGCUGCACAGGUCUUUUGGACUGUGGGAAACGCGGCUCUGGGAUACAGUAUCAACAUCUUCGUUGCCGAUACCUCGUCUCUUCGUAGUCGUGGCCUGAUGACGGCACUGACGACCUCUCCCAAUAUUAUCACCAUCUGGCUUGGCGGCCCAAUUUCGGAAGCUUUCUACCUUCGCGGACCUGGCUGGGCGUGGUGUUUCGGGGCUUUCUCCAUCAUUUUGCCCGUUCUGUGUCUUCCUUUGUUUGUUGUCAUGCUCGUGCAGACCAAUAAGGCGAAGAAGCAAGGUAUCAUCGGCAUUGAGAAAUCUGGAAGAAACCCCCUGCAGUCGGUUCUCUAUUACCUUCGCGAAUUCGACGCUGUUGGCCUCCUCUUGCUGACAGCUGGCAUCUCUUUAUUCCUCCUGCCGUUUAACAUCUGGUCUCUGCAGCCGGAUGGCUUCAGAACCCCCAUGAUCAUCUGCUUCAUCGUCUUCGGCUUGGUCCUCAUGAUCCUGUUUGCGAUUUGGGAGAAGUUCCUUGCUCCAGUUACUUUCAUUCCUUACUCGCUGCUUCUUGACCGCAACAUGAUCGGUUCCUGCAUCCUGUGCCUCGUUCUCGGCAUCAGCUAUUCGACGUGGAACAGCUUCUUCAGCUCAUUCCUUCAGGUGGUUAACAAUCUGACCAUCACCGAGGCUAGCUAUGUCACCCAGAUCUACGGCUGCGGCAGCAGUAUUGCCUGCAUUGCCACUGGAUACUACAUUCACUACACAGGUCGCUACAAAUAUGUGACGCUUGCCGUCGCCAUCCCCAUCUACACUCUGUUCAUGGGUCUCAUGAUUUACUUCCUGAGUGCGGAUCAGGGCAUUGGCUACAUCAUCAUGUGCCAAAUCUUCCUCGCCUUCUCCUCCGGCGUCCUGAUUAUUUCCCCUCAGAUCGCCGCUGUGUCCUCGGCAUCCCACCAGCAUGUCGCUGUCGUCAUGGCCAUCAUCUCCAUGUUCACGUCCAUCGGUUCCGCCAUCGGCCUCACAGUAGCUACUCUUAUCUGGAACCAAACCUUCCCCGUCAAGCUCCUCGAGUACCUUCCCCUCGAGGAUCAAGAAAACUACCUCGACAUUUACAGCUCCCUCGUCGUUCAGACAGGUUACCCCGUAGGCUCCCCUACUCGCAUUGCCAUCCAGCACGCUUAUAGCGAUGCGCAAAAGAUGAUGUGCAUUGCUGGAACAGUUCUCUGGGUCGCUGGUGCUGCUUCCGUUGCUAUCUGGCGCAACACGGAUGUGAGGACCAUUAAACAAGUCAAGGGCCAGGUCAUUUAA
This is a messenger RNA of Clonostachys rhizophaga, 1755 nucleotides long. Lineage: Eukaryota; Fungi; Ascomycota; Sordariomycetes; Hypocreales; Bionectriaceae. The record is from the annotation of a GenBank genome assembly.